GUUUACUUGCGACGAAAGCAAGGACCCGGUGACCUACCCCCAAGCUCAGUUUCUCGUCCUCUUCGCCUCGUUGUGAGAUUCUCACGACCUCUUGUCCCCAAAUCCCACUUCCGUUCCCCCAUCUCUCUCUCUCGCUGAUCUGUUGUCCUUUCUUGUCUCUUCUGAAUUUCGCGAAAUCUUAAGGGAUUUCAAGGAGGAAAGAUGACUGCCGAUGUGGAGAUGAAAGAGGUCCAGGCGUUUUCCAAUUCCGUCUCCUCCGCCGGCGUUCCUUCCACUCUUCAACAUGUGAAGGAGAUCGCGUCCCUGAUCGAGUCUGGUGCGCAGGCCAAGGAAGUGCGCCGGAUCGUGCGUGCGGUGCGCCUCACUAUGAUGCUCCGUCGGAAGCUCAGGGCCCCCCUGGUAGCCGCGUUCCUUGGCUACGUUCUUACCCCGGCCUCGGAGGUCUUUGCUAAGCUCUCGUCCUAUCUUCCCAAGGAUGAUGACCAUGACAUGGAUGUGGAUACAGCAGCAUCAGCAGUCCAAGGUCCAGCCAAGCACUCUAUACCGGAACUUGAAAUUUACUGUUACUUGCUUGUUCUCAUAUUUCUUAUUGACCAAAAGAGAUACAAUGAGGCUAAAGCAUGUUCUUCUGCUAGUAUUGCUCGUUUAAGGAACAUGAACCGAAGAACUGUGGAUGUUAUAGCUGCUCGCCUGUAUUUCUACUACUCAUUCACUUAUGAACUCACAAAUAGUCUAGCUGAAAUUCGUGGGACCCUUCUUGCUUUGCAUAGGAUGGCAACUUUAAGGCAUGAUGAGUUGGGUCAGGAAACCCUUCUGAAUCUUCUACUUCGCAAUUAUCUUCACUACAACUUGUAUGACCAGGCUGAGAAGCUGAGGUCAAAAGCACCACGUUUUGAGGCACACUCAAAUCAACAGUUCUGUCGUUAUCUACUCUACCUUGGAAAAAUUAGAACCAUUCAGUUGGAAUAUACGGAUGCCAAAGAGAGCCUCCUGCAAGCUGCUCGGAAAGCACCAGUUGCUGCACGUGGGUUUCGGAUCCAGUGCAACAAGUGGGCUGUCAUUGUCCGUCUACUUCUUGGAGAGAUCCCCGAAAGAACUGUUUUCAUGCAGAAAGGCAUGAAGAAAGCUUUGACACCAUAUUUUGAGCUUACUAAUGCUGUGCGGAUUGGAGAUUUGGAGCUAUUUAGAACUGUUGCAGAUAAAUAUUCAGGAACUUUCAGUUCAGACAGGACCCGCAAUUUAAUUGUCAGACUACGCCACAAUGUGAUAAGGACUGGACUCCGCAAUAUUAGCAUUUCAUACUCUCGUAUUUCCCUUGCUGAUGUAGCUAGAAAACUGAGAUUGGACUCUGAGAAUCCUGUGGCUGAUGCAGAAAGCAUAGUGGCCAAAGCCAUCAGAGAUGGUGCAAUAGAUGCAACUAUUGAUCAUGCCAAUGGAUGGAUGGUCUCUAAGGAGACUGGGGAUGUCUACUCGACUAAUGAACCUCAGAUUGCAUUCAAUUCCAGGAUCGCCUUCUGCCUAAACAUGCACAAUGAGGCCGUGAGAGCACUGAGGUUCCCACCAAACUCCAAUAAGGAGAAAGAAAGUGAAGAGAAGAGACGGGAGAGGCAACAGCAAGAGCAAGAGCUUGCUAAGCAUAUAGCAGAGGAAGAUGACGACUUCUAAUCGAGUCCCAAGAAAAGCAUCAGAAUCCUUAAUGCGCUGGCGUGCUGAAACAUGCCACCUUGCUCCCUUCAGGUUCUUGCAGCUGUUUAACUUGUUUCUCUCUCCAAUGGAUCAGCAUCCAAAUUAAGGUUGUCGCAGACAUCUAUUUUGUAUUGAACGUUGAACUCUGUUGGUUAACACUGGUUUCUGGUCAUUUUCAUUAAGUCAUAAGGAUCCGACCAUACAAUUAUUGUUAGUGUGUUUCGUAUGUGAGUUUUAUAUGGGAUAUGCAGUCCCUCAUCAUGGUACAUUGUGAAUUAAUCUUCCUUGAUGAAAUUAGAUUAAAUUAAUUUUAUUUCAA
This is a messenger RNA of Musa acuminata AAA Group (dessert banana), 2005 nucleotides long. Its product is annotated as probable 26S proteasome non-ATPase regulatory subunit 3. Gene Ontology annotation, cellular component: proteasome regulatory particle, lid subcomplex; proteasome complex. Gene Ontology annotation, biological process: ubiquitin-dependent protein catabolic process; regulation of protein catabolic process. The transcript is spliced from 9 exons. Bases 202 to 1665 code for a protein of 487 amino acids. The record is from RefSeq and is a predicted model, not a curated record. Lineage: Eukaryota; Viridiplantae; Streptophyta; Magnoliopsida; Zingiberales; Musaceae. Gene Ontology annotation, molecular function: enzyme regulator activity.